AUGUACUUCUUCCUCCUCAAGCUCGCCCUCCUCAACCUGGGCUGCAUCUCCACCACUGUCCCUAAAGCCAUGGCCAAUUCCCUCUGGGACCCCAGGGCUACCUCCUAUCAAGGAUGUGCUGCACAAGUCCUCUUUUUCAUCUUCUUCUUUGGUUCAGAGUAUUCCCUCCUCACCAUCACGGCCUACGACCGCUACAUUGCCAUCUGCAAGUCCCUGCACUAUGGGAGCCUCCUGGGAACCAGAGCUUGUGCCAAGAUAGCAGCAGCUGCCUGGGGCAGUGGCUUUCUCAAUGCUGUCCUGCACAUGGCCAACACAUUUUCCCUGCCCCUCUGCCAAGGCAAUGCAGUGGACCAGUUCUUCUGUGAAAUCCCCCAGAUCCUCAAGCUCUCCUGCUCAGAUGCCUACCUCAGGGAAGUUGAGCUACUUGUGUUCAGUUUUUCUUUAGUCUUUGGUUGUUUUGUUUUCAUUGUUUUCUCGUAUGUGCAGAUUUUCAGAGCUGUGCUGAGGAUGCCCUCUGAGCAGGGCCGGCACAAAGCCUUUUCCACAUGCCUCCCUCACCUGGCCAUGGUCUCCCUGUUUAUCAGCACUGCCAUGUUUGACUACUGGAAGCCCCCCUCUAACUCCUCCCCAUCUGUGGACCUGGUGGUGGCAGUUCUGUACUCGGUGGUGCCUCCAGACCUGCCCAUGUAG
Molecule: messenger RNA, 690 nt
Organism: Cygnus atratus (black swan)
Lineage: Eukaryota; Metazoa; Chordata; Aves; Anseriformes; Anatidae
Product: olfactory receptor 14J1-like
Exons: 2
Coding region: 1-690 (229 amino acids)
Biological process (GO): G protein-coupled receptor signaling pathway
Cellular component (GO): membrane
Molecular function (GO): G protein-coupled receptor activity; olfactory receptor activity
Source: RefSeq, a predicted model, not a curated record